Molecule: messenger RNA, 3103 nt
Organism: Scatophagus argus
Lineage: Eukaryota; Metazoa; Chordata; Actinopteri; Scatophagidae
Gene: mat2ab
Product: methionine adenosyltransferase II, alpha b
Exons: 9
Coding region: 182-1369 (395 amino acids)
Biological process (GO): S-adenosylmethionine biosynthetic process
Cellular component (GO): methionine adenosyltransferase complex; cytosol
Molecular function (GO): methionine adenosyltransferase activity; ATP binding
Source: RefSeq, a predicted model, not a curated record
AAUAGUGGAGCUCUGCGCCAUGAGGCUCAGGCUGGAGGAUCAAUAGCGAGAGAUUAGGGUGUCGCUGUGGAAGAACAGGAAAAACGCCAAGGUGUUUUAAGUGAGAAAAAAAUACAGGUUUAGCUUGAUAUUAACAUCGUAACAUUUUUACAUUAAAUAUCUGCAGCGGCCCUUAACGACAAUGAACGGACAGAUGAAUGGUUUUCAUAACUCCCUCAUUGACGAGGACUGCUUCUUGUUCACAUCAGAGUCGGUCGGAGAAGGGCAUCCCGACAAGAUCUGUGAUCAGAUUAGUGAUGCAGUCCUGGACGCCCAUCUCAAGCAGGAUCCUGAUGCCAAAGUUGCAUGUGAGACUGUUGCCAAGACUGGGAUGAUCCUGUUGGCCGGUGAGGUGACAUCACGUGCCACAGUGGACUACCAGAAAGUUGUCCGCGACACCAUCCGCCAAAUUGGAUAUGACGACUCCUGCAAAGGCUUUGACUAUAAAACCUGCAAUGUUCUCGUGGCCUUGGAGCAGCAGUCUCCAGACAUCGCUCAGGGUGUUCACGUCGACCGUAAUGAGGAGGACAUUGGAGCAGGGGACCAGGGUUUGAUGUUUGGAUAUGCCACUGAUGAGACCGAGGAGUGUAUGCCUCUUACAAUUGUCCUCGCCCACAAGCUGAAUGCUAAGAUGGCUGAGCUGCGUCGCAAUGGCACCCUUCCAUGGCUCCGGCCAGACUCAAAGACACAGGUUACUGUCCAGUACCGCCAGGACCGUGGUGCCAUGCUUCCAGUGCGUGUGCACACAAUUGUCAUCUCUGUCCAGCACGAUGAGGAUAUUUGCCUGGAGGAGAUGAGGGAUGCCCUGAAGGAGAAAGUCAUCAAGGCUGUGGUUCCCUGCAUCUAUUUGGAUGAUGACACCAUCUACCACCUGCAACCCAGUGGCCGAUUUGUUAUCGGUGGUCCACAGGGUGAUGCUGGCCUGACUGGUCGUAAAAUCAUUGUUGACACUUAUGGAGGCUGGGGUGCCCACGGAGGCGGUGCCUUUUCUGGGAAGGAUUACACAAAGGUGGACCGCUCUGCCGCUUAUGCUGCACGCUGGGUGGCCAAGUCUCUGGUGAAGGCUGAGCUCUGCAGGAGAGUGUUGGUCCAGGUUUCCUAUGCUAUUGGAGUUGCCCAUCCCCUCUCAAUUUCUAUUUUCCACUACGGGACCUCUGACAAGAGUGAGAGAGAACUACUUGACAUUGUGAAGAGGAACUUUGAUCUCCGUCCUGGAGUUAUUGUCAGGGAGCUGGAUCUGAAGAAACCCUUGUAUCAGAGGACUGCAGCCUAUGGCCAUUUUGGCCGAGAGUCCUUCCCAUGGGAGGUGCCCAAAAAACUCAAAUACUAAACCUGUUAAGCUUUUCCCCCCAGGCUUGUUGGUGUAUACUACAGAGAAGCCUCCAAGAUUCCAGGGGGUGAAAUGCGCUUAUCUCCUUCAUAAUAAUGCUAUCAUUUUUAACACAUGACUCCCUUUCCUCACUCCUCUUUCACUCCUUUGUCUUGUUACUGUUUUCUGCUGUUUGCAGUAUCAUACUGGGUCUUAGGAGGUAUGCCUCAGAAACUUGAUGUUUAAAACUUUGGUGGGUUCCAUGAACUCAUGCACCACCGUACUACUUAAUGUUUUCCCACGUCUUGAAGUUCCCCUGCUUCUCAAUGUGAUAGAACCCAAAUAGCGGCGUUCAGUAGUUCUCCCUUUGGCAUUCCACACCCGUCAAUAUCGUCAGUUUUCAGUGUCCCUGCGGGCGCAUAUUAGGAUAUAUGCGAUACCCCUCCUAAUUUAUUGGUGCUACUGAUGUAAGGUGUGUGUGCGCAACAUCUAACACACUGUAAGUCCAUUUAGAAGCAUAAUUUGAUAGUUAGAGGGUGAUCUGAUCUGGCACCUUCUCAAACAAGUUGAGCUUCUUUCUAAACAUUCCUCCUUUGUCAAUCUGGUACAACUAUCCCUUGGCCCAGGGUUCUUUAUACAAAUAUUUUUUUUAACUUUACUCCCUCAUCUUUGUGGAGGAUGCUAGAAUGGCACAAUUAAAAUCAAGGGUUGUUGCUGUUUUCACAAAAAAAAAAAAUGCUAUGCAUUGCAGGCUAAGGGGCGAGCCACAUCCUAAUUAUUCAAGCUCUCAAAUGAGCGUAAAGCCUCAGAUGCUUCUACAGACCUUUGCUGUUUUCUGACGUAAUACAGAAAAGUCAGAAGCUGCUAUGUCACUGCUUUGGUCUGCAGAGGUAUUGGUUAUACUUGAUAGCGAUAUGAAAAUUGGAUUGUUAGUGCAUUGAAAUUCAAUUUUAAAUGAAUCCCUUUUUAAAAUGUAGUUUCACUUGCUUUUUUUAAUGGUUUGAAGUGACUGAAGGGCCUUUCACUCCUUAAGUAUAUUGAUGAAGGGUGUAGCUACAGAGAAACCUGUUUCUCAUCUUUAUCCUUAGCGGAGUGUGUUCUUUACCACAGAGUCUUAUUGGCUAGGAUUCAAACCUCAACACUAUUUAUUUGUUCUCUGAAACAUGGCGUGGAUACAGAGAAGCCGAGGUUUCAGAUGGCAGCUUUAAACACACUUGGUUAUUGAAUUUCGAAUUCCUUUUGACUUGAUCCUUUUUCAGUGUUUUGUCUGAGGCCCCAGAGUGUUGUACAGAAAAGCUUUGGUCGGCCUCAGCUAGCUACUGUUAUUGGUGAUUUUACAACCGUUUUUUUUUUUUUUUAAUUUGUGGACUGUAGACCUUACUUUUAGGUGGGUUAGAUUUGAAAUCCCAUUGAAUUGCUGGUGCAAUUCUUUUUGGCUCUCAUCAUUAAUGGAAUGGCAACAUUUGGUUGGUGUAGUACAGAGAAACCAGCCUUGUUUACAUGGCCAUCCCAUAUAUGAAAGAGUUUUGGUUUUGUUCCUUUUUACCACACGGAUGUCAUCCCGUUGGCUGCAGUAAGUGUACGAGUGCCUUUUCUAUUUCCUCUACACCCCCCACCCACCACCCCCAUUUGCUUUUCUCCCUUCCCACCGACAUGCAUUCAAAUUACAGAGGAACAAGUAGCUCAUGAUGUAUUAUGCUUCAUGUCUAGACUGGGUAGUUUCCUUAUGCUCUGUAAUAAACUACUCCUUUCAAA